AUGUCGGCGCUGAGUGUGGACCGACUGGUGCUCAUGACGUGGUGUCCCGAGAGCUCGAGGAUUAAGCAGAAGAUGCUGUACUCGUCAUCCUAUGACGCCCUCAAGAAGGCGUUGGUCGGGGUCUAUAAGUACAUCCAGGCGUGCGAUGUCGAGGAGGCCUCCCAACAGACCAUUGAGGAGGCCUUCCGAAAGGGCUCCCAAUGA
Messenger RNA from Oppiella nova, 204 nucleotides. Lineage: Eukaryota; Metazoa; Arthropoda; Arachnida; Sarcoptiformes; Oppiidae. The record is from the annotation of a GenBank genome assembly.